CUCACUUCACUACAUUCUCUCAGUGUUUAGUCUUUGUAUUAUUAUCCAUAAUGGGUGUUUUCACACAAGAAAUGGAGGUUAAUACCCCAAUUCCCCCAGAAAAGGCAUUUAAGUCCUUUGUACUUGAUUAUGAUACCCUUUUCCCCAAGGUUGUCCCUCAUGCAAUCAAGAGUGUUGAAAUCCUUGAAGGAGAUGGUGGCCCUGGAACUAUCAAGAAGAUCACCUUCGCUGAAGGCAUUGGAUUCAAUUAUGUGAAACACAAGGUUCAUACACUGAACAAAGAGAACAGGUCCUACAGCCAUAGUGUGAUCGAAGGCGAUGUUUUGAGCAACAAACUCGAGAAAAUCACUGAUGAGAACAAGUUCGAUCCAACACCGAAUGGAGGAACAAUCAUUAAGAUAACGACCAAGUUUUACAGCGUCGGUGACGCCGAGAUAACGGAAGACGAAAUGAAGAAGGUGAUCGAGAGCCGAGCCAGAGUUUACAAUGCUGUUGAAGAGUAUCUCAUCGCAAAUCCUGAUGCCUAAAACUAUAUUCGCAUAUAGCGUCAGUGCUAUGCUUUCAUGGUGUGAAUUCAAUGUUUUUGUGUGUCGUUUGUUAGCCCAAAACUGUAUUUGAUUGGGUAAUAAAACUGAUGGUCACUGGAUUUGAUCAUCUUAUUUC
Messenger RNA from Hibiscus syriacus, 663 nucleotides. Its product is annotated as major strawberry allergen Fra a 1-B-like. The transcript is spliced from 2 exons. Lineage: Eukaryota; Viridiplantae; Streptophyta; Magnoliopsida; Malvales; Malvaceae. The record is from RefSeq and is a predicted model, not a curated record. Gene Ontology annotation, biological process: abscisic acid-activated signaling pathway; defense response. The coding region runs from base 51 to 527 and encodes 158 amino acids. Gene Ontology annotation, molecular function: signaling receptor activity; abscisic acid binding; protein phosphatase inhibitor activity. Gene Ontology annotation, cellular component: cytoplasm; nucleus.